AUGCCCACCAUCCUAAUCUCUGGAGCAGCCUCUGGUUUAGGACGUGCCUUUCUGGAAGCAUACUCGCAAGAACACAUCAAUACUAUAAUAGCCAUUGACCGGGAACAAAUUCAUCUCUUCGCAACUUGUGCAGCCACUAUAUCAUCACACAUUGUUGAUGUGACUGAGGAGAAGUCUAUCAACAACCUUGCCACUGCAUUGGAAGGCACUCCAAUUGAUCUUUUCAUUCACAGUGUGGGUAUCCGAGGUCUAGUGCCUGCUGUGGAAAAUGCUCAACCUGAAUCUGUUGCUGCCGCUGAAACCCUGGACGUUAUGGACUUGUCAACUCUCAUGCACACCUUCCAGGUGAACGCUGCUGGUACUUUUCUUCUCAUUCGAUCUCUUCUUCCAAACCUUAGACGCGCGGAUGCUGCCAAAGUCGUGAUCAUGUCGUCAAGAAUGAGAAGUCUUGGAUACAAUACGACUGGUUCUGCUUAUGCAUACAGAGCGAGCAAGGCCGCCCUCAACGCCAUGAUUAAGAGUUUCAGCAUUGACGUGCCUGAGGUUGUAUUCGUGCUCUGCCAUCCAGGACGUGUGGAGUCAAGACUAGUCAAGUACAAAGAAGAGGGCGCCAUCAGUGCAGAAGAAAGUGUUUUGGGGUUACUCCCGCUUGUGCAGAGCUGGGACAAGAAUGACAGUGGUCAGUUCUACGACAGAUUUGGACAACCCAUAGUCUGGUAG
Molecule: messenger RNA, 720 nt
Organism: Aureobasidium musti
Lineage: Eukaryota; Fungi; Ascomycota; Dothideomycetes; Dothideales; Saccotheciaceae
Source: the annotation of a GenBank genome assembly